Triplophysa dalaica is the source of this 2569-nucleotide messenger RNA. RefSeq names its product 2-oxoglutarate and iron-dependent oxygenase domain containing 1 (gene ogfod1). NCBI's taxonomy places the organism in Eukaryota, Metazoa, Chordata, Actinopteri, Cypriniformes, Nemacheilidae. Bases 65 to 1681 code for a protein of 538 amino acids. Gene Ontology annotation, cellular component: cytoplasm. Gene Ontology annotation, molecular function: L-ascorbic acid binding; iron ion binding; peptidyl-proline dioxygenase activity. The transcript has 13 exons. The record is from RefSeq and is a predicted model, not a curated record. Gene Ontology annotation, biological process: regulation of translational termination; peptidyl-proline hydroxylation.
CGCUUCUGGACGUCAUUAAAAAUAUAGAAGUCCCCCAGGACUUUACGUCCCUCAUGGUCUUGAUAUGUCACCUAAAAAACGGCAGAAUGAUCCUGCAACGCCUAAAAAGAGUAAGAAGGAGAAACGAGUCGAGCUGGCCGUGAUCAACUCGGAUCUGAGGGAUGAAGUUAUUCAGAAAGGCAUGAGAGACGCAUGGCAGAAGAAAGACAGCUUUUCUAAUGGCAAUGUGCGGUUGGACUGUGCACCCUUCCCUCAUUGUCAGAUUACCAAUUUCCUUCAGAGUGAAAGCUUUGUGGAAAGUCUACAGACUGAAUUAUUGCAGCUCCAUUUCAACAGCAAGUCCAAUGACUUGUACAAGUUUCAACAGUCAGAUGAUCUGAGAGAAAGAAGAGAGCAUCAUAUCUCACAGAUAAGGUCCAUCAUUUUUGGGGAGUUUCGUUUGUGGUUGUCAGAGGUGUUGCAGGUGGAUUUGGAGACUACUGUUGAUAUAUCCUGUGCAAAAUAUGAGCAUACAGAUGUUUUGCUGUGUCAUGAUGAUGAGCUGGAGGGUCGAAGAGUUGCGUUCAUCCUCUACCUGGUGCCUCCUUGGGAGGUGAAAGAUGGAGGAACACUGGACCUGUUCAGCACUGAUGAACACUGUCAGCCUGUGAGUGUUGUGAAGUCUCUACUUCCUCGCUGGAACUCUCUGGUGUUUUUUGAAGUGUCCCCUGUCUCCUUCCAUCAGGUGGCAGAAGUUCUUGCUGAAGGGAAGUGCCGUUUAUCUCUCAGUGGUUGGUUUCAUGGCCAGUCCCUGCCAAGACCCCAGCGGUACAUGGAACCCCACGUCCCUCGUCACACACAUAUCCUUAGAGAUGAGAGUUUAAUCUUUGAGUGGGUGAAUGAGAUGUACCUGGAUCCUUGCUAUCAGGCUCAGGUGCAGCAAGAAUUUGAAGAUAGUUCAGAGAUUUGCUUGCCUAAUUUCCUACAGGAGGAAAAAAUAAGGCAGGUGCGCAGUGCACUGCAGUCAUCUGAGAUCCAGUGGCAAAGGAGGUGUCCGCCCAAUAAGAGGUGUUAUGGCCGUGCAGAUAUGCAGACUGUCCCUUCAUGUGUAAAAGAAUGCUGGGAACUUCUCUCAUCUGAGCCGUUCUUCAUCCUCUUGUCCAACAUGACUGGCCUUGGACUGCACUUUCUGACUCCGUGCGAUGAUGAGGAUGAUGAGGAUGAUGAUAAGAGCGAAGAUGGAAAGAGUGAGACAGAGAAUGGAGAUGGGGAAGUGAAAGAAGGUACGGAGAAUGGAGAUGGGAAUACACAUGCAGGAGGAUCCAGCAGUACCACAGAAACGUCUUCAGCUGACAAGAAAGCCAAAGGACCUCCUACUUGUGUGGGAGAACUGCGUCGCUGGGCUCAGGGCAAUUACACGUUAUUACAUGACUCAGUCAAAAGAGAGUAUGCUCUGGAUCUUCAGCUUCACAUAGGCUGUGCUGGUUGGAAGGCAGAGUUUGGAGGAUUUACAUCCUAUAUUGCACAUGAUGAAGAUGAGGAGCUCCUGACAGUAUAUCCAGAAGAUAACUGCCUGGCUAUGGUGUACAGAGACAAAGACACACUCAAAUUCAUCAAACAUAUUAAUAACAGCAGCUCUGCAAACGUUUCUGCCCAAAAUACCACCGCUUUUUAUGACUUCUCUUUUAAUUACUAUGAAUAAUGAGGUAAUGUAUUGGAUCCUUGUUUUAAUGUUUGUGACAACAUUGUUCAAGUACAUUUGUAGUAAUUUAAGCGUCAGAGCUCAGUAUACAUGAUAAAGUGUGAAAUUAAAAGGCACAUUUAUUUUUGGACUGAAGACCCGAAUACAAUAUACAAAUGCGAGCAUUUGUGCUGUCAAUAAAUGUAUUACAAAAAAUUACCUGAAUAAUGUCACCUGUUUACAUUUGAUGCCCACUGUAUCACAGUGCAACUACACCACACAAAUAUUUUGUGUGGUCCAUGACAAUCACAUAAUACUUGAACACAUUCUCUUACAAAGAUUUUUUAUAGCAUUUAACUUACAAUUAUUUUGAAUUAGUUACAGUAUUUUUUAUGAAAAAAAAUUAUUUUUGUUUAAAAAACUAAACUGGUUGAGAAACCCUGAUGAUCAUCUGUUAUUUCAGCAUGAUUUAAGAAUGUUAGCAUUCUGAACAUCUUGUGUGCCUUAGUGGAGGUAAGGAUAAGUAAUGUAGAAAGUAGUUAAAACAAAUAUUAGUUAAUGCUAACAUUAUUCAGUGAUCUAGAGAUCUAGUGCAGAAUAUGCAGGUGCCAGUACCAACCUUUCGUAACACGAUAAUAGCUGGAACUUUUACCGUGGGUGAUGGAUUACAUCUUUGUUGUUCUUAAUAACAUUUUAGUUACUUUUUAAACACGAUGUGAUAUCUACAACAUGAUAAAUAAUAAGUAAAGUACUUUUAGAAUUUAAGAAACAUUUAAUUAAAUUCAAACAUUUAUAUAUAAUUAAAAAAGAUUUAUAGUCUGCUGAAUAUUAGUUUUCUUAAAUAUUUGUUGACAUUUAGUUUUAAUUUGAAAACUUCGUAGGUGGAGACUAUAUUCAUGAGUUAGAUUU